AUGUUUCCGGAUGAGAUCGUCGCGCAAUUGACGGCUGAAUUCACAUGUCGCGACCAACAAAUACGGCAUCUGGCUGCCCUCUAUAGCGCGCAUCUUCCAUCACCACCCUUUCUGAACAUCCACGGUCUUACUGCAACUGGCAAAUCGUCGGUAUUGCGCUCCUUAUUCCAUCUUUCUCGCAUACAACACACGAUCAUCAAUGUUCGCGAGUGCAUAACCGCACGGCAUCUCCUGGAGCGCAUUGUCGUAGCCAGUCUGGAUGCGCUCGAUGUGUUCAACGACGAGAAGAUCGAUAGACGACCUUACGCGCGUACGGAGAACCUAAGCGCGCUAUGUGUCAACAUGGAAAAGCUGUUGGAGGGUAGGAACAAGUUCGUGCUGGUGCUAGACGCGGUGGACAAGUUAAGAGAAGGGGGUGGGACAUUGAUUGCUGCGCUAGCAAGACUGGGAGAGAUGAUACCAAACCUUUCCCUUAUACUCACAACAACCCUGCCGCUCACCCCCUCUGUACUCCACUCGUCAUCGGCAACCUUUUUACACUUCCCAACCUACGCACGCAACGAACUCCUCACAAUCCUCGGCGCCAACUCGCCCAAAAUCUUCCUGGAGCCUCCCUCGCUAGAACAAUUCCCGGACUACACACCCGAUCUUGCCGCCGAAGAUGACGCCUGGCUAUGGGGUCGUUUCCUACAAGCAGUCUACGACUCCCUUGCAAAGCACACCGGGCGAGACCUCAUCAGCUUCAAGAGCUGCGCAAUGCGACUUUGGCGUCCGUUCGUUGAGCCAGUGGUGUCGGGGCAAUUCGGUACGAGGGAUUUCUCGCGCUUGAUGGUAAACAGACGGCAUCUCUUCCAGCUCGAAGACUCAGUGCUAGAUCGAAUCAUUGCGGAUACCGCCGAACCCACAAAGGACGCGGCAGCUGCAGGCGUCUUACCAGCGACGCCCAGCAAGAAGAAGCUAGCAAACAUGACGGCCCACAGCCUUCCAUACUUUACGACACACAUCCUCAUCGCUGCGUACCUAGCCUCCUACAAUCCCUCGCGCACCGACGUUACAUACUUCAUGAAGCAUACCGAUAAGCGGAAGAACAAGCGACGCGCACCGAGCGCUGCUUCUUUCAGCGUCACAGGGAAGCGGACGGGAGCUAAGCAUCGAAAGAUUAGUCGACAUUUGUUGACGCCUAGUCCAUUCACGUUGGACAGGCUGCUUGCAAUCUUCCGAGCAUUGCUUGACGGAACAGUACCACAGGUGGCG
Molecule: messenger RNA, 1254 nt
Organism: Alternaria alternata
Lineage: Eukaryota; Fungi; Ascomycota; Dothideomycetes; Pleosporales; Pleosporaceae
Product: origin recognition complex subunit Orc5
Exons: 3
Biological process (GO): DNA replication; DNA replication initiation
Cellular component (GO): nucleus; nuclear origin of replication recognition complex
Molecular function (GO): DNA replication origin binding
Source: RefSeq, a predicted model, not a curated record